Molecule: messenger RNA, 1534 nt
Organism: Panicum virgatum (switchgrass)
Lineage: Eukaryota; Viridiplantae; Streptophyta; Magnoliopsida; Poales; Poaceae
Product: succinate dehydrogenase [ubiquinone] flavoprotein subunit, mitochondrial-like
Exons: 11
Coding region: 4-1260 (418 amino acids)
Biological process (GO): mitochondrial electron transport, succinate to ubiquinone
Molecular function (GO): succinate dehydrogenase (quinone) activity; electron transfer activity; flavin adenine dinucleotide binding
Source: RefSeq, a predicted model, not a curated record
UUAAUGCAGGCUCAUUUUUCAGGCACCUGCCAGGGGGUAAUUGCACUUAACAUGGAGGAUGGUACCCUGCAUCGUUUCCGUGCUUCAAAUACAAUUCUAGCCACUGGAGGUUAUGGUAGAGCCUACUUCUCAGCAACUUCAGCCCACACAUGUACUGGUGAUGGCAACGCUAUGGUUGCGCGUGCCGGAUUACCCCUUCAGGAUCUUGAGUUUGUGCAGUUCCAUCCUACAGGCAUUUAUGGCGCUGGAUGCCUGAUAACAGAAGGUUCACGGGGUGAAGGUGGCAUUCUAAGGAACAGUGAAGGUGAGUGGUUUAUGGAACGAUAUGCUCCAACUGCUAAAGAUCUUGCAUCUCGUGAUGUUGUUUCGAGAUCGAUGACGAUGGAAAUUAGGGAGGGACGUGGCGUGGGACCACUGAAGGACCAUAUCUACCUACACCUCAACCAUCUUCCUCCAGAAGUUCUCAAGGAAAGGCUUCCUGGUAUAUCUGAAACUGCUGCGAUUUUCGCUGGCGUUGAUGUCACCAAAGAACCCAUUCCUGUUUUGCCUACUGUGCACUAUAACAUGGGUGGUAUUCCGACAAAUUAUCAUGGGGAGGUGCUGCAUAUCAAGGGUGGUGACCCAGAUGCAGUUGUUCCUGGUCUGAUGGCUGAUGGGGAAGCUGCUUGUGCAUCCGUCCAUGGUGCUAACCGGCUUGGUGCAAAUUCACUUCUUGAUAUAGUUGUGUUUGGGAGAGCUUGUGCAAACAGGGUUUCUGAGAUAUCAAAACCAGGAGGGAAGCAGAAGCCUCUUGGAAAAGAUGUCGGAGAGAAGACUACUGCUUGGUUGGAUAAGCUGAGGAAUGCAAAUGGAUCAUUGCCUACUUCAAAGAUUCGUCUCAACAUGCAACGUGUUAUGCAAAACAAUGCUGCAAAACAAUGCCCUCCUAGCUGUGAAUUGAUUAUCAAAGCAUGGGAGAGUUUCCAUGAUGUCAAGAUCAGUGACAGAAGUCUAAUAUGGAAUUCAGACUUGAUAGAGACCAUAGAAUUAGAAAACCUGCUUAUAAAUGCAUGCAUAACCAUGCAUUCAGCGGAGGCUCGCAAAGAGAGCAGAGGAGCUCAUGCCCGUGAAGAUUUUUCGACAAGAGAUGAUGAGAACUGGAUGAAGCACACGCUAGGGUAUUGGGAGAACGAGAAGGUUCGACUAGCAUACAGGCCAGUUCACAUGAAUACCUUGGAUGAUGAAGUUCAAUCUUUCCCACCGAAAGCACGCGUUUACUAAUCUAUUCUGGGCAUGGCUGGAAAUGAUAUCGCUCGUCUCAGAAAGAUAUGCCUCACAACUGAUUGGUUUUUUCUCCUUCGAGUUCUGGAUCUCAAAUAAAUCAGGGUCAGGGACCCUCCGAUCGUAAGAAAUGUAUUUAAUUACCAACUCUGGAAAGAUUCUCCCUACCUCCCUGAUGCCCUCGUUACAUUACGACGGGAGAAAUAAGGGAAACAAUGUUGCAAUGUAGGUUCGCUUUUACCUUUUUUUAUCUCCUUUUUUAUGAUGGCGUACA